Astyanax mexicanus (Mexican tetra) is the source of this 4024-nucleotide messenger RNA. RefSeq names its product zinc finger protein 883. The transcript is spliced from 3 exons. The record is from RefSeq and is a predicted model, not a curated record. Bases 385 to 2310 code for a protein of 641 amino acids. NCBI's taxonomy places the organism in Eukaryota, Metazoa, Chordata, Actinopteri, Characiformes, Acestrorhamphidae.
UGGGGGUGGCCAUGUUUCUGAGGCACUGUGUUUUUCUCGCUUCACGCAGUUUUUUAACUAGUUGCAGCAGUUUUAGGGACUUUAUUACAGGACGCUGGUGAUUCGGGGCGGUUCUGUAGGCUGGGGAAGCAGCUGAGCGGUUCCUGCAGUCUGACCUGCGGAUAGAGGGACAGCGGCUGUGCGGCGGCGCGGCUGCCCGCUGUCGGCGCUCCUCCUCCCGCUGGACGCUCAGCCCGCAGCUCGGUACCUGCAUGGCUCUGGAGGAGCUGACCGAGGGGAAGCUGGGCAGGAAGGUGACCCUCAGUCUGGCUCCUUACAGCCGUGCAGUGAGGACACCUGCACCGCAAGAAUCAUGUGCAAUUUAAAGAGGUGGUUUUAAUCAUAAUGAAAACCAGCUCAGCCAAUAGAGGAAGACCUCCUCAUAUCAACACUAAGACUACCAAUACUACAUGUGGAAAAGAAGAUACACUAAAUAGGAGAGAACUACUGCCUACAGAAUGUGAUUUGAUCAUCUCAGAGGCUGAUAAGCCUCCACCACACUAUGCCCACAAUGGAAUAAAAGACUUCAAAGAAGGUACCUCUUCAAAAACAAACCAAAUAAUGCAAGAACCAGGUCACUUGGCGGUAAUGCAGGGUAGCAGCAGUCUGCAGCCCCGGGCUUCUGGUUCCAAAACCCAGUUUCCAAAGACAGAACCAGACUCUGUUCCAGUACACUGGGAUGGUGUGUUAAAAAAUGAUCCAGACAUUCGUAAGGUGGUGUUCAAUGGAGAGACAGUUGUAUGCUUGAAGGAGGAGCAGGAAGAAGAUUGGCCAGUGGUUAAGAUUGAGGCACCAGAGGGGGUCUUUGACAGUGAACAUAGACAAGGUGAAGGACCAGCUCUCAGUUCUUUCUUUCCCUGUCCGUACUGCUCUGUGUCCUUCACUGAUUUCAAGUAUCUUGAGAAACACCUGAAAUGGACGCACCGGAGUAACUACCUCGCCUGGCUUAAAAACCACAAAACAACACCUCAAUGUCCCAAGAUAUCCUCCAGAAUGCUAAGCUGCUCCUUCUGCUCCCAGCACUUCUUCACCCAGAGUCAGCUACAGGUGCACAUGCAGCGGAGUCAUCUACCUCCACCUGUGCCCGUCCCGAAACACUACACCUGUCCGCAGUGCGAUCGCAGCUUCAGCUACGUGGGAAACCUGCAGAACCACUGCCGACAGUGCCACGGUUUGGACACGGUGUGUACGGACGGUAAGGUUAGUUGUGCGUUGUGUGGUAAAAGCUUCCUGGGCAUGUGGGGGCUUGGACCACAUCGCUGUAGAGAGGAAGAAGAAGAAGAGGAGGAGGAGGAUGAACAGGAGGAGAGCAAACCAGACGUGCAUUCGGACAGACCUCUUUGCACAGACCGUGGUUACCUGUGCCAACACUGCGGCAAGAACUGUCUUACACUUCAAAGUCUCACAAUACACAUGCGCAGCCAUACAGGGGAGAAGCCGUACGCCUGCAAGGACUGCGGCCGGGCCUUCCGAGAGCUGAGCAGCCUGCGGAGGCAUAUGGUCAUCCACACUGGCAUCAAGCCCUACGAGUGCCCCGAGUGCGGCAAGCAUUUCGCCAGGAUGAACCACCUCACUACUCACCUGCGGACGCACACGGGUGAAAGGCCUUUUCCGUGCUCGGAGUGCGGGAUGAAGUUCAGCCACAAGGGGACGCUUUUGAUCCAUCAGCGAGUUCACUCCAGAGAAAAGCCCUUCUCCUGUCCAGACUGCAGCAAAGUCUUCGCAACCCUGAGCAACAUGAAGACCCACCAGCUCAUGCACAACCAAGACCGCAUUCACAAGUGCGAGCAGUGUGGCAAGAUGUUUGCACGACCAGAUGUCCUCAAAAAGCACUUGCGCAUCCAUAGCGGAGAAAGGCCUUACCUUUGCACCGUCUGCGGGAAGGGCUUCAAGCGCGUCCAGCACUUGACGAACCAUCAGCGCACGCACACCGGCGAGAGGCCGUACGCCUGCGAGGAGUGCGGCACCAGUUUCAGCCAGUCGGGGGAUCUGACCAAACACAUGCGUGGCCACACUGGGGAAAAGCCCUACGCCUGUGCUGACUGUGACCGACGCUUCAACAACUCCGGGGACUUGAGCAAACACAGACGCAGUCACACCGGCUACAGACCCUACCGCUGCCAGGAGUGCAGCAAGGCCUUCCUCAUGCCCCAGCACCUGAAGACACACAUGCUCACACACACUGGAGAGAGGCCACAUAGCUGUCCACACUGCUGUCGGACCUUUAUACGGGCGCACCACCUAACCGAGCACAUCAGCAAGCACCACUGAUGUUGGGCAGUUUGCUCAUACACGUCUCAAAUAAACGUCUAGCACUAUGAUGAUUUAGGAGGUUAAUGGAGAAUUACCUGUUUUUUUUUUUUGUUUCUCUGUUUAAAUUAAUCAAAUAAUUUAAUAUUAACGUGAAUAUAAACAAAGUGAUUCGAAGUUGUUUGUUAAUUUGUUCUUUUUAGAGAAAAUUUGAUAACUUUAUUUCUUCAUAGUGGUCGGUUCUGAUUAGUCUACAGUGCAAAAAUAGGCUGUUUAAUUUAUUUUACAAAAAACACCUAUAUUUACAGUUAUAUAUACUGUAAUAAUAAAAUACUGGUUCAUCUGAAAACAAAAAAAGAUUCGCCUGUCUAAUCAAUACAUAUUUGUAUUGGAUUGAGUAUUCAGUUCCAUUCCUUUGUUUUUAACGCUGUGCUUUUUUUUGGGUCUAAGCCAGCAACAGUUUGCUCUAUGAGGAGUAGACUAAUGCACACACAUUAGAGACUACUUAAAAACUAGUUUACAUUUACAAUGCUACAAAAUAUUUCACAUUAGCAACCAACAAAAAAAAACAUACACUACAUGUCCAGAUGUUUGUGAACACUUUUUCUAAUGGAUGCAAGUCACAUCCAUUGCUGCUUUGGAUGUGCAAAGGCACACACACAAACAGCUUGUCUGGUCCUGAAUAGAAGUACUGCCAAUAGAAUAGGAGUUUCUGUUGUGUAUCUGUUGUGUAUCUGUUAUACUGUAUUGUAUACCACUGUAGUGUUUUAAAACAACUGGGAGAAACGAAUGUCUUAUUGUCAUAUUCUAUUAAUUGUUUACUAAAACCAAAGUGAUUUGACUUCAAAAUUAAAGUUAGCAUUAAGCUAAUUUGAUUAAAUCAGGGGGGCAACUAACCUGAAUUAGGACAUCCCUAUAAACCACUAAGAUAAAAGUUUUGGUUGAGUCUAUUUUGUCUUAUAUACCCUCCAUGCACUUCUCCACUGUGAUUUGAUUAAAAAACGCAGAUACACAGUGUCAUUGAUGUGAAGCACCACAAGCUAAUAUCAGUAGCAACAGUGCCCCCUUGCCUCCUCGAGUGAAUUACAAUGCUAGGUCAAUGAGAUGCUUUGUAUAUUAAAAAAUGCUUCAGACUGAUAACAUUGGUUUAAAAGCCUGCACAAGACAUCAGGGAGCGUCAGUUUGCACUUUGGACUUCUGCUUCCAUAACCACCACUGUAAAGAAAUCUAGAUUGAUAAGUUUCUCUAAAAAAUAAAUAAUAUUAUUUCCUUUUCAACCAUUAUUUAUGCUGAAAUGUAGAAAUUUAGUAUCCUUAUUUUUAAAAAAAGUUUUCAAUAAAUAAAAAUGAAUUGCUUUUCAGUUUAUUUUGCAGAGACAACAAAUAUGGAAUUUACUUUAAAUUACCGUGAAGCUUUUAAAGUCUUCACCUUUAGAAAAUGUUUAAGGCCAAUGCCAUUCAUGCUUUGUCUUAGAAGCUCAGUUUCUUCUAUAAAUUGACUAAUCAUAAAAUGUUUAGUGAACAACAGUAAGACAAUGUUUUAUAUAUUAAAGUCACAGUUUGGCCGACAUUGAAAUUCCCACAUAUUACCUCUUGUUCCAAAUACAGUUAAUCAGUGAAGGCAUGGUGGCUUAUUUUUUGUUUUGCACUAGAACUAAGAUGAUAAUGUAGCCAACAAGUAAUUAAUGCUUAUAGCUGCUCUUUGUCAUUGAUUAAUAAACUUCAUGCCUGAAUCA